AUGUUUAUACCUAACACACUUAGAAACAAUAAAUUUAAUCUUCAAUCCUUAUAAAAUUUAGACUUUGAAUUGAUGCAAAGGAAUAAUGAUUUAGAAACUUUACAAUCUUUCAUUAUUCCAUUACAAUAGUAAUUUCAUUUUCAAUAUUAAGAGGCUUUACAACUGAACGUGAGUUUAAAGACUCUCUCAAUACAAUCAAGUAUUUAAAAUUAAUCUAUCUCAUCUAAAUGACUUUACUCUAUUUUGAAUAUACUAAAUAGUAUUAAGAAACAACCAUUGACUAAAUAUUCAAAUAAGAAUUCUUACUUGAUAAUGAAAUCACUUCAAAAGAAUCUCAUUUAGCAUAAUCAAAAAAUCAUAUUACCAAACUUAAACUUAAAUUAUCAUCUGCUAAUAAAGAGUUUAAAAGAAUUAAAUAAGAUGCUUCUAAAAAUGAAACAGUUUAUGCAUGUUUAUAUUGUACUGGUAAAGCUUUUCUUUCUAUUCCUUUACUUGAAGCUCAUUAUUAGAGACAUCAUAUUGAUAAAUUUGAAAAACCUAAAUAAAAUUUCUAAGAAACAUUACUUACAGUUUAAACUUGA
Paramecium sonneborni is the source of this 581-nucleotide messenger RNA. NCBI's taxonomy places the organism in Eukaryota, Ciliophora, Oligohymenophorea, Peniculida, Parameciidae. The record is from the annotation of a GenBank genome assembly.